AUGGGAAAUGGAGCCUCGACAGAGACUGGUAAUAUAAUUGUAGAAAACCCCCAAAAUCCUGGUUCACAACAAUUACGCAGCAGAAACACAACACCUUCUAAUAUGGCAUCUAAAGCUAGGAAAACACCUACCCCACAAAAGUCAAGAGACUCUUCAUUUAAUGAAGAAAAAGGAAGAGAUAUAGACGGUAGUUUUGAUGGUAUAGUGAUACAUGUAGCACAAUCUGGAUUCUCCGAAAAUCAAAUAGAGGUCAGAGAAGGUCAAAGCAUACAAUUUUUAUGGGAAGAUAAAUCUUCUAAAUUAAGUUUAUUACAAGUUGUACAUGAUGGUGAGAAAUUACGACCUGUUAUUGGUGGAUACCAGUCUAAUCCUGAGGACUGUGAUGGCCUGUUUAGACAACAGUUUAAUCUGGAGGGAGAAUAUAAAUUUGCUCUAUCUGGAAUGAGAUGUACUCCUCUCAAUGUUAUUGUCAAGAAAAGAUCAGACUAUGAUGCUAGAGUAACAGAUAAUGGAUUCCAACCAGAGAUUAUUAAUAUAGAUAUAGGACAUUCAGUAAAAUGGUGGUGGAAGAACUGUUCGGUACCACAUACCAUACAAGAGAUCACCUACAUCAUGGAUAGAGGAUGUUUCCAGAAACAAUCUGUUACUCCUAGUAUGGUUGCCACAGUAACUGGUGCCUACAAACAUACAUUUCAACGAUCUGGUAUUUAUUAUUUUUUAUCUGAAAGUGGACAAGAAGUAGGAAAAACACAUCUUUGUGUUGUACAAGUACAUGAUACAUGCAGAGAAUACAAAUUAGAGGUAUUGGACAGUUCAUUUCAACCUAUGAUAUUAUUAAUAGAAGAAGGAGAUAGAGUUUGGUUUCAUUGGGAUAAAAAUAAGUGUAAGAAAUCCCACAGUGUAUAUGAAAUUGAAGCCCCACCACUAGGAUACAGUGAUGAUGAACCUUAUAUCCCAACUAAAGAUGGGUUUAGAUGGUCAGCUCCAAGCAAACAAGGUUUAUUAUCUCAUCAAUUUCAUAAAACUGGAGUAUUUUAUUUUUCGGAUCAGAAUUUUGAUGAAGCGGCAGAAUAUAUUGGAUCUGUUAUUGUUAAACCUAAACAAAAAGAACAUGUUAUUCAAUUAACAAGGGAUGGUUUUAGUGCUGAAUUAAGUUAUAUCAGUACAGGAGAUAGAAUAUGGUGGAAGUGGGAUGGUGAAACAGUCACUAAUUUUAUUGAUAAUUUACUUAUAAUAGAAGAUGAUAAAUGUUUAAAUCCAGCCACUAAUAAUAGAACUAGUGAACCCAUAUCAGAAGAUUUAUAUCAUAUGUUAGAUGAAGAAUCAGCUAGCUUAAUAACUAUGUCUGGUUUAGCUACGUGUCAAUUUACAACAAUUGGAGUUUAUCAUUAUAGAAUAGCAGAAACAGAUGAAAAUAUUAAUACCUGUUCUGUCAUUGUUAAUCCUGGAUCCAAGAAUAACACCGUACAUUUAACAGAUGAUGGUUUUGAACCCAAAGUUGUGACAAUAAGACCUAAUGAUAGAGUCUGGUGGGUGUGGCAAGGUUGUAAAAAACAGCAUAAUAUUAUACAGGUGACUCAUCAAGGGAGUUAUGUUGAAAAAGGAUUUUCUAGUGGAUUGACAAGAGAUUCACCAUCAGCUUAUGUUCAUCAGUUUAUCAUGCCUGGUGUAUAUUAUUUUAUUAGUGCUAAUUUACCCAAAUUAUUUGGAGCAGUUGUAGUUUCUUCACAACCACAAGUACAUGAAGUUAAAGUCAAUGUAAAAGAAUUAAUACCAGACCCUAUUACUAUACAACUAAAUGAUAUAGUUUGCUGGGUGUUCCGACAGCCUCAAAAACAUGCUAUACUUGAUGUUAAGUCGAAUGAAUCUCUUCAUGGUUCCUUAUUUUCUCCUAGGCGAUGUCAUGGUUUAGCUGUUACAACUUGUGGUAUCAGCCAUUAUAAUAGUUUAUCAUUUCAUUAUGGUAAAUUAGCAAGUAAAGAAGAGAAAAUAUCAAGUAGUGUUAUUUGUGAUGAAAGAAAUGAUAAUGCUGUUGUAAGAGUAGAUAAACAUGGUUUCCAUCCUACCAAAGUUUAUCUUAGCAAGGGUCAUUCUGUUUUAUGGAAUUGGAAAGGAACAAAUGAAGAACAUAAUAUAAUACAUGUUAAUUCACCCAAUUCAGAUCAACCAUUAAAUGUAAUUGAAGGAAUAAAAUCCUUUAACAGUGGUAAAUUAUUACGUAAUAAUAGUUUUCUCUACACAUUUGAUGAUGAAGGUGUUUAUACUGUUGCUUCACAAGGAGCUCCUGGUUAUUCUUGUAAUAUUUACAUCAAAAGUCAUGCUAACAGAUCAAGUCAGCCAAUGAUAGUGGAGGGAAAUGGUGGAAUAGUUGAUAAGAAUCACUGUGUAGAGCUAUACUGUGAUACCCCAGAAUCAGAUAUAUAUUACACUACUGAUAGUUCACCACCCAGUCUAGCUUCAUCUAAAACUAAGGAUAUAUAUUAUACUACUGAUAGUUCACCACCCAGUCUAGCUUCAUCUAAAACUAAAAAAUAUGACAAGAAAAAUGGUGUAAUAUUAAGCCGUAAAGGAUAUUGUUUUAUAAGAGCUAUAUCUGUUGCUGAAAGUUGUAUGGUUAGCCACACCUUUACUUCAAAUCGUUUUACAGUUCAAUCACAUGAUAAUGAUGAUGAUGAUAAUGAAUCAGAUGUAGAGGUAGAAGUUGUCAAUGAAAAUAUACAGAACUCUGCUAAGUCAAACAGCAGUGACUGGGAUUGGUUAAACUGUGCUCCACAAAUUAAAGGAUGUUUUACUGGACCUGGUGAAAUGGAAUUAUUUUGGGAACAAGCAGCAGAAGCCAAUAGACAUUUGAUUAAAGGAUAUAGUGUGUUGCUAAAUGGCGUGAGUUAUUGUCCCUUGUUUCCUGCCCACAAUAAUAGUCUGAAUAUAACAGGUCUUGCAGGAAAUAGAUUUUAUCAGAUAUUUGUGGAGGUUUAUUCUAAAACCAAUAAUAGACCUCUCAAAUCUAAUGUCUUGAAUUUACGAUGUCCUAUCAAAACAAACGAAGGCGGACCGGUAAUAUCAUUAGAAAUACCUGAUAAAAAGGACUCCAUAUCUAUCGUGUGGAUGGCUAUAGAUAGUCCAGAUUGUCAAAUAGAAGGUUAUAGUGUAUAUAUUAAUGAUCAACAGUGUGGGCCUAAGUUAGUACCAGAUCCUAACAGUAAUAGAUGUAAAGUUAUAAUUGGUAGUUGUUCCUAUGAUAUACCAUAUAAAAUAUUUGUUGAUGCUAUAGUAUCAGGUACUGGUGAAACUAAGAUGUCUAAUGUUAUUGAAAUGCAGCUACCUCUAGAUACAAGUGGUAUUACCUUACCACCACAGAAUGAGAGAGAUAAUGAUGAAGAGAUAUAUUGUGAAUAUGUUGAAAUACAUGAAGGUUCUGGCUAUUUACCACAAAUGGAUGAUGAGAAGAAUACAAAAGAAGAAGUUAUUGAUAUGAAUUACUCAAAAGGUAUUGAGCCAUUAUCAGAGAAAAAAAGAUCUAUGAAGACAUAUGCUUCUAUGGAUACCUACUCCAAAGCAUUUCUAGAGAAAAAAUCAAAUAAUAUUGAUCAAAGUCGACAAGAAUUCUUCAUAGAAGAUGAUCUCAAAAGAAAUUUCACUGCCCCUAGACAAUCACAGAAAUCAUUUUAUGCUGUAGCCAAAUUUAUGAUGAACUUUAUUAGAGCUCAAAAACGUUUGCAAGUGUUCAAGAAGGGUCCCAAGAAGCUGCCACUAAAUUGGGGAGUACUAAAGAACGUUUUUCACAAAACAGUACAACUUCAUGGUCAUGUUGAAGUUGGAAAGAACAUUCCUGAAUUAGAUCCUGAACCCGAGGAGGAAGUCAAAGUAAAGCCAUCAAAAAGAUUGCCCCUGAAUAAACUAAAAAGAUUUGUAAAUGUCAAGCAACAGUUAUCUCGAGUUGUAAAACCAUCACAACAACAACCUACACCAGAAGUUCAAAAGAACCCUUCAUACACAGAAACAAAAUUUGAAUUACCAAAACAAAAUUCCUUCAGUCGAUCAGAAACUGAAACAAGACAUCUGAUGCCAAGACAAAACUCACAAUCAAGAUCUGAUCACUCUGAAACUAGAUUACAGUUACCACGGCAACACUCCCAAGGUUAUCAGUCUGACAGAAGACUUCAGUUACCGCGUCAAAGCUCACAAGGCUAUUCAGACAGUUCUGAUCGAGGAUUGAACAUGCCACGACAGAUGUCUCAGUCCCACUCUGAUUACUCAGAAACCAGAUUUGAGUUACCAAGACAACAUUCUCAUAAUCCUUCAGAAUAUGCCCAAAGAUCACGAGAAGGGUUUGCCAAGAUGAGAAAUGUUCGAUCAGAAGACGAAAGGAGAUAUCAUCAGCAUGAUCCAAGAAAACAUACAUCUCAUAACAGAACAUCAUUUGAUUAUUAUCAAGAUGAUAUUGAAGAGGUCUCCUUUGAUUCAGAAUUUGAUGAUUCCACAGAUAGAUCCUAUAGAGUAGUAGAACGUGCUGAAGACUCUGGCCAAUUUGGUGAACAAAGUAGAGGACCUGGUCGUCAUGGUAAAACAGGCAACUAUUUCCAUGAUUUGUAUGAAAGACAAUUAGAAGUGGAUUAUGACACACCAAGAAGGAGAAUGCAUCAUGAUUUGGAACAAACAGAUUCAGAAAUAUAUCAUUAUGAUUCUUUGUAUGGCAGAAAACCAGAGCAUACCCAAAAAAUAAUAAAAGAUAAUUUCCCAUAUAAGGAUGAAAUUGGUAUUUAUCCUCCACAGUUAAAUUACUAUGAUAGAAAAGUUUUGCCACCUAAAGAAUAUGGCGGUAUGCUUGACCGCUAUUUGGAAUGUUAUCAGCAAAUGCCACCAGAAGAUCAAAGUACAUUCACAGAAGAUCAAUAUUUACAAGGGAAGAGUGAUGAAAAGGGAGGUAAAAAACGCCCAGGAAAUACAUUCCAUAUUGAUUCUAUGGAGAGUGAAUCUGAAACUGAGACUGAAGAUUCAGAUGUAGCUUCAGAUGAUGACAAUAAUCUUGAACAGAAUAUUGUGAUCCUUGAUGCUGCCAGUAACAGAACACAUGACACUGUACAUUCCAAAUCCAAAAAGAAACAUAGAAGACGAAAAGACAAACCGAAACGUAAGAGGAAACAUUUCUCACCACGUAAAGCAAGUUAUGUGGAUGUUGAUGAUGAUGAUGAUGAAGACUAUGCUGAUGGAGGAAGACAGGGUAAUGAACAUCAGAGAAGACAUGGUAAGAGAAAAUCUGGUAGAACUACAGCUAUUGUGGAAGUACAGCAAACAGUAGAAUUGGAUGUACAAGAUAGUCGUUUUGGUGAUAAUAAUCAAGAAAUUACAGAACAGAAAAGAUUAGCUGUACCAGUCUCUUCUAGUGCUAAUAUGUUACCAGUUGGUGAAGGCGAGUUUAUAUUGGGAGAUGGAGAUGGUAUUUUACCAGCACCAUCUAUAAUGGUAGAAUCUCGUGGUAAAAGAGGUGUUCGAGUUGUAUGGGAACUACCAGAAAGUCCUGAUCCCAAUUAUAAAUUAAUAUUAUAUUGUGUUAAUGUUGUUGGUUAUAAAUUCUCUAAAGACAUCAAUAGUGACAUCAGUUUUGAGUGUAAUCUUGUAGAAAAAGGAGAACAAGUACGAGGUGUUCAACAUUGUUGGAAUGUACAAGGAGAAGAAAAAUGUAAUAUUAAAGGAUUAUUACCAAGUCUUACUUACAGGAUUUAUGUUAUUGCCAACUAUACCCAUCUACAUGGUGAUGAAGCUUGUGAAAUUCAAACAACAUCAUCAGUAUUAUAUUAUACUACCAUGGGACCACCUAAACCUCCUACUACUCUUGUUAAAAGUGUAGAUUUCUACCAGGCAACUAUGGAAUGGGAUCCACCAAGUAUUGUACAUCCAGGUGUUAAAAUAAAAGGUUAUCAGUUGUAUGUUGAUAAUAAACCAUUAGGUGAUGUUAGAAACAGUGAUGUAAGACAGAUGGUGAUAAAUAAUAUGAUACCAGGUAAAACUAUAUCAGUCCAUGUAAUAGCUGUAACAUCUAGAGCUAGUCAAGAGAGUGAUCCUUCUAAAACUAUUUACCUGUCUUGUCCCAGACGACCUCCAUCACCAACAAUCACACAACAACCAUCAUUUAAACAAGGCUGUGUACUUAUAGCCUGGGAUAAACCUAAAGAAUCAACUUCUUCUAAUAUUGAACAGAUAUCAGCCUAUUGUGUAUAUAUUGAUGGAAUAUGGCAUGGUGAAGUUAAAGCUAAUAAAAUCAGUGAUAAACAGGGUUAUCAAUUCUUUCUUACUGAUUUAUCUCCAGAACAAUGUUAUGAUGUCUCAGUUAAGUCUGUUUGUGGUCAGAGAGAUGUUGAUAAAGAAACACAGCAUGUCUAUUGUUUAAGUGAUAGUCCAAUGUCUAAUAUUGUGACUGUACGAGCUCCAGCAGCCCCUAAAUCUCCUACUCUCAGACUAGAAGGUUUACAUCCAGAUGGUAUAGAUGUAACUUGGCAAGUUCCUCAACAGUUUGGUGAUGCUUCUAUAUCAGGUUAUCAAAUGUUGAAAGACAAUAAAUUAUAUGGUGCAGUUAUUCCCCCUGAUGUAAAUAGUUUGAAGAUUAAAGACAUGUCAUUAGGAGAGAAGGUUAAUCUACAACUAAUAGCUCUAACAGAACAUCCAGUGGGUAAAACUGAUGGUAGUCUAGCUGGUGAUAAAGAUUCUGGACUAGGUGGUUCUACUAUACCUGAUGAUAAACGAGAUAUAUUUAUGGGUGAAAGAUAUUCAGGAUGUAAACCAGGCCCCAAAUUAUCCAUACAUUAUACUGGCCUAGUACAAGCUCCAACUGAAGUGCGAUGUGAAAAGGUCACAGGUCACUCAGCUUUGAUUGUAUGGAAUAAAGAAAAUGGCAGUAAACCUCACUUUGUUGGAGCUGAGAAUUACCAAGUAACAUGGUGGCCUGGUAGUAAACCACAAGAUGAUAUUAACAGUGACAGUACUUCAGAUGAUCAUCUAAUAAUAACUAAUUUAAAACCCAGUACUUGUUAUACAAUAGUGGUAGAAGCUAGGAAGAUGGAGAAAUACACUGAUAUUGAUGAAUCUUUAUAUGAUAGAGAGACAUCAGAUGGACUCAAUUCAUUUAUAUUAACAGCCAAAUCUAAACAUAUCUCCUUGACAACAGCCAGUCCUCCUAACCCACCUCGUAAUCUAGGUGUUAAAGCUACAACUUGUAAUAGUCUACAAGUUAUAUGGGAUCCGCCAGAGGAACAUGGUGCUGAAGUUAUAGGAAUUCGUAUUGAGUGUGUUGCUGCUGAUGAACAAGAUCAACAUUUUGUCACAGUAGACCUAAUGCCAGAUACAAAAUGUACAGAUAUUAAUACUCUUCAUGAAAAGAAAGACUACAAUGUUCGUGUUAUUGCUGUUACUGAUGAAUACUUUGACAGACUACCUGAUAAACAUCCUUUAAAGAAAUCCAGAACACUACCUAGAGAUGUCCUGGUAUCUACUGAAGACUCAGUCUGGUUGCCCAGUUCAAGUAUCUUGGCUAAGACAGCAGGUACUGAAGCUCCUGCUAAUUUGAAGAUCACUGAAUCAUCAAGGACUUCAUUGACCUUGACAUGGACUCCACCUAUAAUAUAUGGUUCCAAUAAACUACUAGGACAGAUUAUUCGUUGGUCUGAUGUCAAGAGAAACAAAGGUGAACAUGGUAUGAUUAUAGCCAAUCAUGUCAGUGUCUUGCCUACAGAAGAUAGGAUUAAACUUGAUGAUCUAUGUCCAGGAGCUCAAUACAAGAUAGUUGUGGAGGCUGUUGUUAGCAUUAAAACUUCAUUGGAAAGAGAGAAAAGUGGAUCAGGUAUUGAACAGUAUAGAAGAACUGCUCAUGUCAUGUCUAAACCACUUCUAGCUAGAACUCGAGCUCCAAUAGAACCUCCUCGUUUACUCCUGACCUCCUUUGAUAAAAAUCAAGGUUACCUCUACUGGGAGAAACCUCCAUUGUUAUCUGUUAUUGGAAAGGAUGAUGAAGGAAAACCAAAGUACCUUCGACGUUACUUAGAAGGUUAUAAAUUAGAGAUUAAUGGUAAAUUACAAUGCUAUCUUGGACCAUCAGCUCAAACCUGUACCCUGACUAAAUGUAAACCUGGUAAAGCUUACAGUGUGGUGUUGGUAGCUGUCACUUGUACAGAGGAAUCUAAGAAGACCAGAAAACAGAAGUUGAAAGGAUUCUUUAAGAAUGUUGAUCCACAAGAUAUUGACUAUGCUGCUAUAUUAAAUGAUGAUGAAAAUUUAGAUGAAUCACCAUCAGAACCAUUAGAAAUCUGUUUACCUAGAGAUCAAGAAGGAUUCUUAUCAUCUCUUCAAGCUGUAUAUAAAAAUAAAGGUAGUGAAGAAAGUGAUGGUGUAGGCGUAGCACAUUUAAAAUGGAAGAUUCAAGGACGUACCAACCUAAUAAAACAGUUCCGUGUUAUAUGGUAUUGUGUAGAAGAUAGAAUUAUACAGACUAAAUAUAUCACAUCUGACAGACAUGACUGUAGUAUUCCUGUCACCAAGAUCAAGACUUUAUACAACUUUACUGUAGAACCAACAUAUUAUACUGAUGUAAUAUCACAGACAAUACAAGAUGUACAGAUCAUGAUACCUGGACCACCUGAUGCACCUGAUAUCUAUCUCCGCUCUGUAGAUACUGAAGAAUUUAUCAUUGAAUGGGGUGAACCUAGAGUUUUUGGUGGUGUUAAAGUCAAAGGCUAUCAGGUGUAUAUGAACGAUAAGAAAGUUGGUGCAGAACUCAGUAAUUCUCAUAGAAAAGCUGUUAUCCCAUGUCGACCCAAUAGGAUCUACAGAAUAAACUUGGUGGCUCUCAGUGCUAAUUCUCAAUACAGUGAUUCUCUUAAAUCAAAUACCUUACUAAUUAAUACUUCUACUAAUCAACAUCAGACUGGUGAUGUAGUUACUAUUGAUGACUGGGCUUCUACUACCGACGACAGUGAUAUACCAGUGAAAAUUACUAAGGUAUUAGAUACUGGUAUACAUCUAGAUUGGAGUACCUAUUAUCCUUCAGAGGAGGUGGCUUAUUAUAAAGUUCAGUGGAGCUCUGUUGCUCAACCUACGCAAAGAGAAGUUCAAUUGUCUGCAAAAGAUACAAACUGUGUAAUAAAUAAAUGUUUACCAGGAACUAACCAUUUUGUACGACUCGUUGCUUUUGACUCAGGCGGACAGAUAUGGGAGAAAUCCAGACAAAUGACAAUUCAGACGUCUGCACCACCUGAUGCUCCAAUAUUAUCUAUCAGAGCAAGUAAUUUCCGGUAUUUAGCUAUACAAUGGGAGAAACCUAGUGAAUAUGGUGAUGCUAUAAUAGCAGGAUAUAAAGUAUUUGUUAAUGGAAUUGUUGAAGCACAUUUAGCUGCAGACCAACUGAGUUAUACUUUUACUAAUGGUAGAUGGUGUCAUGAGUACUCAUUUCAAGUUCAGGCUAUGACAUCAGAUGAGAAAAUGAACAGUAGAGUGUCAGAUCAACUAAUAGUAACUUGGCCUGGAGCUAAAUCACCAGCUAUCCAUCGUAUUCCAUCAGUUAGUAGUUCUACAUUACGUGUCGGUUGGGAAGAUCCUCAUCUUACUGAUGGAAUUAAAGUCAAACAUUUCAAACUAUGUUGUAUAGAAGAGGAUACAGAGAAGUUAGUCCAAUCUGUUGGUCCAAUACAUCCUAAAACACGAGAAGCAGAAUUUAAUCAUCUAAAGAAAGGCAGCUAUUCAGUUUAUUUAGAGACUCAUUUAUAUGGUACUGGUGAUGUAGUAAGAUCAGAUACUAUUAGAAUGCAACCGUCUCUAUCUCCUGAUGCACCACAGAUAGCAGUAACUAUGGUAGGACUUGAAGAACGGCGCCAGUUAGAAAAAUUAACUUGUGAUUUAGUCAAUAAACGAGAUAGACUAAUUCGUGCUGUAGGACAUAAAUUAAAACGUAUAGGAGCUUUAUCUCAUCCUGUUAAAGCUGAAAAAGAUGAGGAUAUAAUUAUCGGUGCUCAUACUCUGACUAGAGUAGAAGAAUUAUUAGAGGAAUGUUUCCUUGGUCUGGAACAAUAUAUAGGACAGUUAAUAGCCUAUGUAUCAUGGCAAUGUCCUCAAUCUAAUCCUGAUAUGUGUGUUAGUGGUUAUAAAGUGCUAAUUGAUGGUAAACAAUAUGGAAACGCCUUACAUGCUGGUGUUAAAACAGUUAAAGUUAAGUUGGAUCUUAGUGAACCCAGUUAUAAGUUGACCAUGGUAGCUAUGACAGACAAACCACAAGGUUGUAGUGAUGAAUCUAACAUGGUAGAACUACUCACCUCACCAUUUAAACCAUUCUCAUUCUAUUGUUACCAUGGUAUUCAUAACAAAACAGCCAAAUGGCCCAAUCCUGGUUGCUGUAAAUUUGAAGAUUCUACUUCCUAUGAACGACAGGUAGCCAAGAAAUUAGCCAAUCAGGGUUUAUUACAGAAACAUGUACCACCCCCUGUAUGUAACAUAUUAGAUAUAUUUGAUGGAGAUUUUAAACCAUUCAUGUCAACUCAUAAACCACAGUUCCCUACAGUAGUCUUGUUCUGGACACCUUGGUGUGAAGCUUCCAAGAAAAUAUUUGAUCAUUUUAUCAGAUUUGCCAAAUCUUCAAACAGUGAGGCCAGUUUUAUUGGUGUAACAUGUGGUAUAUCUGGUAUACAAGCUACCAAUAGAAAGUACCUAGCUGAUCUAUUAACAGCUAAAGGAUGGAGAGAUGAUAAUUGUGUGUGGCAUGUCACCAGUGAAUGUUCUUCUAGUAGAACUAGAAAUGAUAUCAUUUAUAACUCUUCAGGAAGAGAUAUAGAUAUCAAUGAGGAAGAAAGAGACAAACAAAUGGAUUUAACAGAAUUAUUAGGAGUUGUUGGUGUACCUACUAUGUUUAUUAUACAUCCACAAGGGUACAUGGCUUGGCAUGGACGUUACUGUGCAUACGACUAUACAUCAUUUAAUGGUUUUAUGAAACAUACCCUGAAUGAAGUAAUACAUCAACCCUGUCCUGUAUCUAAUUGUGAUUGUUGUAAUAACAAUAUGUCUAUUGAUGAAGAGGCGCUAGGAUUCCUAGCUCAUGAACCAAAAAAUUCCACAGCUAAAAAUGUGAGAAUAGCAUUUGAUGACUCAGCAUUAUUAUCAAUACAUGGUGGAAGGAACAUGUCUCCUACUAGAGAUGAUACUAGUAGUGGUUCAGAUAGAAUAUUUAUCAGACAUAAACCAGCUUAUAAGAAAAGUAACUCAAGAAUAUCAGUGGAUCAACGACCUAUCUCAGCAAGUUCAUUACCAGUCCAAUAUCACCGUAGUCCAUAUUUAGCUCAUGUUACUGGAUCUUCACCUAAACAGUCACGAUUUAGCGCCAGACCUUCUAGUGCCAGAAAGUCUAAUUAUUGA
Lottia gigantea (owl limpet) is the source of this 11388-nucleotide messenger RNA. RefSeq lists its product as hypothetical. NCBI's taxonomy places the organism in Eukaryota, Metazoa, Mollusca, Gastropoda, Lottiidae. Bases 1 to 11388 code for a protein of 3795 amino acids. The transcript has 64 exons. Gene Ontology annotation, molecular function: protein binding. The record is from RefSeq and is a predicted model, not a curated record.